AUGCAAACUCAAAUUACUAAUUUGCAAGAAAGUAUCGAAAUUUAUAGCACAGAACUAAAUGAACAAGGUAUUCAUACAACUCCGAUGCUCCGAAGGCAAGAUGCAUUCUAUUUUGAAAACGAAGAAGGACUAGAAAUGGAUGAUA
Messenger RNA from Racocetra persica, 145 nucleotides. NCBI's taxonomy places the organism in Eukaryota, Fungi, Glomeromycota, Glomeromycetes, Diversisporales, Gigasporaceae. The record is from the annotation of a GenBank genome assembly.